Molecule: messenger RNA, 3650 nt
Organism: Oenanthe melanoleuca
Lineage: Eukaryota; Metazoa; Chordata; Aves; Passeriformes; Muscicapidae
Gene: NAA25
Product: N-alpha-acetyltransferase 25, NatB auxiliary subunit
Exons: 24
Coding region: 25-2940 (971 amino acids)
Biological process (GO): N-terminal peptidyl-methionine acetylation
Cellular component (GO): cytoplasm; NatB complex
Molecular function (GO): protein binding; protein-N-terminal amino-acid acetyltransferase activity
Source: RefSeq, a predicted model, not a curated record
CGCGCUGCGUUCUGCGCUCUCAUCAUGGCGGCGCGGGGCCAUGUGCAGGACCCCAACGACCGCCGCCUGCGGCCCAUCUACGAUUAUCUCGAUAAUGGCAAUAAUAAAAUGGCAAUCCAGCAAGCAGAUAAACUGCUCAAAAAGCACAAGGACCUUCACUGUGCCAAGGUGCUGAAGGCCAUUGGCUUGCAGAGGACUGGCAAGCAGGAUGAAGCCUAUGCCCUGGCACAGGAAGUAGCAGCACUUGAACCCACAGAUGAUAAUUCCUUGCAAGCACUGACCAUUCUCUACCGGGAGAUGCACAGACCUGAGCUGGUGACAAAACUUUAUGAGGCAGCUGUGAAGAAGGUCCCCAACAGUGAAGAGUAUCACUCCCACCUCUUCAUGGCCUAUGCCAGGGUUGGAGAAUACAAGAAGAUGCAACAGGCUGGAAUGGCACUUUAUAAGAUUGUUCCCAAAAAUCCAUAUUAUUUUUGGUCCGUGAUGAGCCUGAUCAUGCAGUCCAUCUCAGCACAGGAUGAAAACCUCUCCAAGACAAUGUUUUUGCCACUUGCUGAGAGAAUGGUGGAAAAAAUGGUGAAAGAGGACAAGAUUGAAGCUGAGGCUGAAGUGGAACUGUACUACAUGAUCCUGGAACGUUUGGAGAAGUACAAGGAAGCUUUAGAUGUUGUGAGGGGAAAACUUGGAGAGAAGCUGACGAGUGAGCUGCAGAGCCGGGAGAACAAGUGCAUGGCUAUGUACAAGAAGCUGCACAGGUGGCCCGAGUGCAACGCCCUGGCCAGGAGGCUGCUGCUCAAAAACUCAGAUGAUUGGCAGUUUUAUAUAACUUACUUUGAUUCAGUGUUUCAACUCAUUGAUGAAUCCUGGACGCCUCCAGCAGAGGAAGAGCACUCUCUGGAAGGGGAGGUGCACUGCUCCAUCGAGCAGGCUGUGCACUUCAUCGAGGAGAGGAUAGCAGAGGAGAGCAGGAGCUCGCGGCCGCUGCGGGGACCGUACCUGGCCAGGCUGGAGCUGAUCCGGCGCCUGCGGCACCGGGGCUGCAACGACGAGUACAAGCUGGGUGAUCCAGAAGAACUAAUGUUCCAGUACUUCAAAAAAUUUGGGGACAAGCCCUGCUGUUUUACUGAUCUCAAAGUGUUUGUGGAUCUCCUCCCACCCAGCCAGUACACAAAGUUCAUCCGGCAGCUGCUGGACGUGAUCCCGCUGGCGGCGGCGGCCGAGAACGAGGUGGCUCUGCCAGGUGACAUCAAGGCCCUGCAGCAGCACCUGUGUGUGGUGCAGCUCUCCAGGCUGCUGGGCAUCUACCACACCAUGGACAAGAGGCAGAAGCUGGCAGUGGUGCGGGAGCUGAUGCUGAGAUAUCGCCACGGGCUGGAGUUCGGGAAAUCUUGUUUGAAAACUGAAUUGCAGUUUUCAGAUUAUUACUGCCUGCUUGCAGUUCACUUGCUGCUUGAUCUGUGGCUGGAAGGUGAAGAGGCAGCUGUGUGGCAGUGCCUGACUCUCCUGGAGGAGGGGCUGUCUCACAGUCCCUCCAAUGCUCAGUUUAAGCUGCUGCUCAUCCGGAUCUACUGCCGGCUGGGCGCCUUCGAGCCGGUGUCGGAGCUCUACUCCAGCCUCGACGCCAAGCACAUCCAGCACGACACCAUCGGUUAUCUCCUGACACGCUACGCCGGCUCCCUGGGCCACUACGCUGCUGCUUCCCAAUCCUGCAACUUUGCACUCAGGUUUUUCCACUCCAACCAGAAAGAUACCUCAGAAUACAUCAUCCAGGCCUACAAGUACGGGGCGUUCGAGAAGAUCCCGGAGUUCAUCGCCUUCAGGAACAGGCUGAACUCCUCCCUGCACUUCGCGCAGGUGCGCACCGAGCGCAUGCUGCUGGACCUCUUACUUGAAGCAAAUAUAUCAACCAGUUUAGAAGAAAGUAUAAAGUCCAUGAGUCUGAGCCCAGAGGAGGAUGACAUUCCAUGGAAAGAUCUGCGUGACAACAGAGACCUGACAGUCUUGUUUAGCUGGGAUCCAAAAGACAGGGACAUUUCUGAGGAGCAUCGGAGGCUCUCCCUGGAGGAGGAGACCCUGUGGCUGCGAAUCCGCUCCUUGACGUUGAGGCUGGUGAGCGGACUCCCAACUCUUGCUCACACCAUCCAACCAAAGAACUCUGAAAAGACUGCAGAGAAUGGUGUCUCAUCCAAGAUCGACACCAUCCGAGCCCUCCUGCAGCAGCUGGAGGCAGCAGUGGAUUCAGGGAAGAAGUUUCUAGAACAAAAAAUCCAGUAUCCUGUCCUUGGCCCUCCUCCUACCCGAAUGGCUGGCUUCUUCAGCAAUGGCAGCUGUCAGUGCCAGACUAGCUUGUUUUAUCUUGUUAGUGAUAUUUAUGAACUAGAUACCAAUGGCUUAGAAGAUUCAGCAGAAAUCCAGGAAAGAAUAGGGAAUAGUUUCAAGUCUUUAGUAGAACGACUGACAGACUUAUUCAGUAAAUGUAAAGGUGAUUUGAUUGAAGUCAGAGAUGGCACAUUGAAAACUCAUCCAAACCUGUUAGAAAACUUAGUCUUCUUUGUUGAGACGAUCUCCAUUGCCCUGUGGGUAUCAAGUUACUGUGACAGUGUCCUCCGACCUUUUAAAUCCAACCUGCAAAAAAAGAAGAAGAAAAAAAAAGAAAGCAGUGUAGCAAUGCCACCUGUAUUUACCCAUUUCCUGGAUUAUGUAACUGAACUCCAGACAUUAACUUCCAAUGUAAUAGAUCAUAUCAAAGGGCUUGAAAUCAUUCUGACUGCACUAAAACUUGAAGAGCUGUCCCUCAAGGACACUCUGCUUUUACAGGAAGAAAAAAAGUUUACAAAGACUGUGCAAGGGAAGGUCCAGAGCAGUUACCAUCACUCAGUUCAGGAAAUUGGAGAGCUGCUGAAAAAGAGACUUGAUACCAUUAAAAAACUAAAGAUUUGAGCAAUGCAUCCCUGACAGACUCCACAGGGGAGUGACACCAGAGUCCCAGACAGAAGCAACAUCCACUCUACCAUCACUUUAAUCCAGAACUUCCUCAUAAUGCAUGAAGGACUUAAAAUCAUGAAACAAUUUUUUUAGGUAUUACAGAUGUAUUGAGCUGAUUUAAAUUAUUGUACAUAAAAGAAGCAGGGACCCUUCCUGGGGUUUGACCACUUUUUAUACAUGUUCAUAAGCAUAUUGCAACAGGAGAAAAUUCACUUUCUUCCCUUUUGAUCUCUAGAACCAACUGGAGAUGGUCUUUAGAAGCAGCAAUAGCAAUCCAGUGUAAAGCAUUUUAUCUCCAAGGAUAUUUUCAUCACCAUACAGUGUUCAUAAUUUUUGUAUGGUCCUUGCCUUAGAAAUGCAGGAAUUGUAGAUAUCCACGUUCAGCCACCUCUGAUGAACUGAGCCUGGCUUGGAGCUGCCUGUUUUGUCUGCAAACCACCUGGUCCUGCUGACAGAAUUCCCUGUGUUGGUCCAUCAGGGAGAGGUGAGGCCUCCGUGGUGGGCUGGGAAUCAUCCAGAGCUGGGGCAGGAUCCUCCAGGAGAGAGCAGGAGGGAGGAGGUGUCUGUGCACAGCUCAGGAAAGCUGCCAAUGUGAUGGAUGAGGAGCAAACUUCAGAGAGAAAGAGAGAGAUGGGAAUGGGUGUUUCAGCAAAAAAAAAACAAAA